AUGCCACCCAGGUACCCAUCACAAGUUACAAUACCACCAAGUUAUCCAUCACAAGUUACAAUACCACCAAGUUAUCCAUCACAAGUUACAAUACCACCAAGUUAUCCAUCACAAGUUACAAUACCACCAAGUUAUCCAUCACAAGUUACAACACCACCCAGUUACCCAUCACUGGUUACAAUGCCACCCAGGUACCCAUCACAAGUCACAUCACCACCCAGUUACCCAUCACUGGUUUCAAUACCACCCAGUUAUCCAUCACAAGUUACAAUACCACCAAGUUAUCCAUCACAAGUUACAAUACCACCAAGUUAUCCAUCACAAGUUACAAUACCACCAAGUUAUCCAUCACAAGUUACAACACCACCCAGUUACCCAUCACUGGUUACAAUGCCACCCAGGUACCCAUCACAAGUCACAUCACCACCCAGUUACCCAUCACUGGUUCCAAUACCACCCAGUUAUCCAUCACAAGUUACAAUACCACCAAGUUAUCCAUCACAAGUUACAAUACCACCAAGUUAUCCAUCACAAGUUACAAUACCACCAAGUUAUCCAUCACAAGUUACAAUACCACCAAGUUAUCCAUCACAAGUUACAAUACCACCAAGUUAUCCAUCACAAGUUACAAUACCACCAAGUUAUCCAUCACAAGUACCCAUCACAAGUUACAUCACCACCCAGUUACCCAUCACUGGUUCCAUUACCACCCAGUUAUCCAUCACAAGUUACAACAUCACCCAGUUACACAUCACCAGUUACAAUGCCACCCAGGUACAUAUAACAAGUUACAACAUCACCCAGUUACCCAGCACUGGUUACAAUGCCACCCAGGUAAUCAUCACAAGUUACAGCAUCACCCAGGUACCCACCACCGGUUAUAAUUCUGCUCAUUUAACAACCAUUGUUUACAAUGCCACCCAAUUCACCAAUUACAAUGACAACAAGGCACCCGGCGUACUUACAACAUACCCUAGGAGUAUCCAUCAAAUGCAACAUGGGCAACCUUCACUAGUUGCAAUGCCACCCAGUUACCCAACACCAUCUGGGUACCCACCACAUUAG
Saccoglossus kowalevskii is the source of this 1065-nucleotide messenger RNA. RefSeq names its product adhesive plaque matrix protein-like. The record is from RefSeq and is a predicted model, not a curated record. NCBI's taxonomy places the organism in Eukaryota, Metazoa, Hemichordata, Enteropneusta, Harrimaniidae.